Messenger RNA from Achroia grisella, 3301 nucleotides. RefSeq names its product protein toll-like. Gene Ontology annotation, cellular component: membrane. Bases 506 to 3301 code for a protein of 931 amino acids. Gene Ontology annotation, molecular function: transmembrane signaling receptor activity; protein binding. The transcript is spliced from 6 exons. Gene Ontology annotation, biological process: toll-like receptor signaling pathway; innate immune response. NCBI's taxonomy places the organism in Eukaryota, Metazoa, Arthropoda, Insecta, Lepidoptera, Pyralidae. The record is from RefSeq and is a predicted model, not a curated record.
CACUAAGUGGCUGUACGGUGCGAUAUGUGUAAUAUUUAUUUUGUAUAAAAAUAUAACAAUUAUUUGUUUAAUGUCAUUGUUUUUAAUGAACAUUAGUUUGAGUACCUACUAUAAAUGUAUAAUUGAAAGUAUAAGGUUGCCUGCAAAUGUAACGUGUGUGUCAUAAUAACUGUGGUGUGAUUGUGUGAUUGGUGUUAUCUGCUGGCUGCGCUAGCUACGGUGACUUCCGUACAGUUCACAAUAAGGAAAAUUGUAAAUAUAUGUUCCCGAGCACAUGCGAAGCGACCGAGCAAAUGCGAUUUGUUUCUGUACGCACACAUAGACGCGAGCGCUAGCGUCACACCUCGGAGCCGAUAAUUGGAGAACUGUAAUCCCGAAUUCGAGGAAAAAAUCCUUUAGUUAUGUGUUUUUAUAGGUGAUUGAUAGUUUUGAAGGAGUAGACUGUAUUAUAUUUUGGUUGUAAGUGUCGUCGAAGUGAGGGUGAUGAGUGUGCCACUGACGUGUAAUGAUGUGUCGAACUAUGACCAUGCCGCCGUGCUACAUGGUUGUCAUGCUAGCGCUGUUGGCGGGUGUACGUAGCACGCCGCUCGACUCGCUGCGACCUGUGUGCCCCCCCACCGCCCAACAAAACUGCACCUACGAACAAUCUUCAACAUCCUAUGAACACUUUUACUCGAUUAAUGGUAAUAAUGUACGAAUAAUAUUUAAAGAUGGAGAUUUUUUUAAACUGAUUUGCAAUAACAUAAAAUUAGACAAAUCGAUACUGCCAUCGUUCGCACGACACGUAGUAGUUCACACGGUGACUUUCAAGAAGUGUCCACCGCCCGACAUCAGUUAUGCAGAGUUAUUUGCGGCUCUCAACGUCUCGAAGCCGCGGGAGCUGGUGCUCAGCAACGUGCCACCCGAGCCUCGGCUGAGAGCGUCUCAUUUCAUCGACAUCACUCUAGAGAGGCUCGAGAUCGAGGCGAGGAGAAACGCGUCGCAGAAGCUGGACGCGGAGCUCCUCUCCUUACUGGACGGCGGUCCCGGCAAGCUGUACCUCACGAACGUGAAGCUCGACCGCCUGCCGGUAGGAAGGAGGGACUUGCGCGUGACGAACGCCGGAAUCGAAAGCCUCCCGAUAGAGGCACUGGAGAAGUUAGAAACGCUACACCUGGACGAGCCGUAUCUCACGGACGUGCGCAACCUGUCGGAGGCGCCGCUGCUGAGCAAGCUGAGCCUGACGGCGCCGGUGCGCGAGGCGCCGAGCCCGCCGCGGCUGAGCGACCUGUUCCUGUCGCUGUGGCAGGAGGCGCGGCCCGGCCGCCGGCGCGGCUGCGGCCGCCUGCGCGCGCUCACCGUCACCAGCGCGGCCGCGCGCCGCCUGCCCGCCGCCUGGCUCGCCAACUGCAGCCUCCUCCGCAACCUCACGCUGCAGCGCCUCACGUGGCUCGAGGAACUUCCCUCCGAUCUCCUGCGCGACGCCGCCAACCUCACCAGGCUCACGAUGCAGAGCUGCAACCUCGAAGCGUUACCGGAAGAGUUCUUCUCGUUUUCCUCGAAUCUCCGCGUGGUCAAUCUGAACUACAACAGAUUGAAAACCUUACCGAGCAAGAUUUCAUCACUACAACAAUUGGAAGAGUUGUCGCUGUUGCACAACUCGCUGACAUACGAGAUCGCACCGGUGCUGGCGCCGCUGACGUCGCUGCGCAGGCUGGUGCUGUCCAUGAACCCCCUCGGGGACCUGUGCGGCGCCCGGCCCGCGCCCGGCCUGGCCGCCGCGCUCGACAUCCGCGACCAGUCCCCGCUGGCGGCGCUGGGCCGGCUCGAGGUCCUGGAGCUGGCGCGAGUGAACGCGAGCCGCGUCUGCAGAGACUGGGUGGAGGCCAUGCCGCACCUGCGCCAGCUCGACCUCUCGGGCAACAGAGUCACCGAACUCACGUAUGAAGACCUUCAAGCUCGUCGAGACCCGACGAAAUCCUUGGUGAAUCUAAGACGUAACCCCAUUGAAAGAAUUCUAUACGAUAAAUCUCAAUACGAAAGAGUAAUAUCGGAACCCACUCAUAUGGUCGCGCGCGUCGAGAUCGACUCGCAGCUCACGUGCGACUGCCAGCUGUACUACUUCGCGCGCGCGCUGCGGGAGAAGCCGGCGCACGUGAACAUCAACUCGCGCACGUGUCGCGACGGCCGGCCGCUGGCCGAGCGCGCGCUGGACGACCUCGCGUGCCGGCUGCCCGCCGCCGACUGCUGGCCCGCCUGCCGCUGCGAGCUGCGGCCCGCGCUCGGCGGCGAGUGCGGCCCGGCCUGCGGGCUGCGGGCCGAGUGCGGCGCGCCGCCCGUCGGGCCCGGGCCGCCCGCGCUGCGCCGCCUGCGGCUCGCCGAGCUCGGGCUGCGCGGCGCCGGGCUGGCCGCGCUGCCGCCCGCCGCCGCGCUGCCCCGCGGCCUGCGCCUGCUGGACGCGCGCGACAACCGCGUGGAGGGCGCGGACGCGGCCGCCGCCGCCGCGCUGCUGGCGCCGCCGCUGCGGCUGCGGCUCGCCGGCAACCCGCUGCGCUGCGAGUGCGGCCGCCGCGCGCUCGUGGACGCGCUGCUCGACCGCGCCGACCGCGUCGAGGACCUCGCGCACGUGGCCUGCGCGGACGGCGGGCCGCUGGUGCGGCGCGCGUGCGGCCCGGCGCCGGCCGCGCUGGCGGCGCUGGUGGCGCUGUCGGCGGCCGCGCUGGCGGCGGCGGCGCUGGCCGCGCUGCUGGCGCGCGCCGAGCCACGGCUGCGGCUGAAGGCGUGGCUGUACGCGCGCGGGCUGCUGCCGUGCGCGGCGCGCGAGGAGGAGGCCGGGCGGCCGUUCGACGCGUUCGUGUCGUACGCGGAGGAGGACGAGCGGUUCGUGGCGGAGCGGCUGGCGGCGCGGCUGGAGGCGGGCGCGCGGCCGCUGCGGCUGUGCCUGCGGUACCGCGAGUGGGCGGCGGGCGCGUGGAUGCCGGCGCAGCUGGCGGCGUCGCUGGCGCGGUCGCGGCGCUGGCUGGUGGUGGUGUCGGCGCGGCUACCGCGCUCCGCCUGGGCGCGCGCCGAGCUCCGCGCCGCGCACGCCGCCGGCCUGCGCUCGGCGCGGCCGCGGCUGGUGGCGGUGCUGGUGGGCGCGCCGCCGCUCGACGCCGAGCUGCGCCGCCUGCUGUCGGCCGCCACGCUGCUCCGCUGGGAGGACCCCUGGUUCUGGGAGAAGCUGCUCUACGCGAUGCCGCGCCCCCGCAAGCGGCCGCGCCCGGGGCCCGCGCCGCACCAGCCGCCCGCGCCGCGCCCCGCCGCCGCCCCGCCCGCGGCCUGA